AUGUCCUUGAGAGAGGUAUCCAAUUAUGAGAUUCCUUUUUACAUCCCACUGUCUUACGGAAACAGGACCCAUAAAAUUUGCAAACUCCCGAAUGGAAUCUUGGCCUUAAUAAUAUCAGAUCCAACAGAUAGCUCAAGCUCAUGCUCGCUGUCAGUUUGCACAGGCUCUCACAAUGAUCCAAAAGAUAUUCCGGGCUUGGCACAUCUUUGUGAACACAUGAUUCUUGCUGCAGGUUCUAAAAAAUACCCUGACCCAGGUUUAUUUCAUACACUAGUCGCCAAAAAUAAUGGCUCGCAAAAUGCUUUUACAACCGGAGAGCAGACCACUUUCUACUUUGAAUUACCCAAUACCCAAAGUAACGGCGAACUUGCAUUCGAAUCAACUUUAGAUGUGUUCGCCUCAUUUUUCAAAGAACCGCUCUUUAACCCUUUGUUGAUAGGAAAAGAAAUAUAUGCUAUACAGAGUGAGCAUGAGGGAAACAUGUCAUCAACGACAAAAAUAUUCUAUCACGCAACGAGGAUGUUGGCCAAUGCAGACCACCCUUUUAGCCAGUUCUCCACUGGAAACAUACACUCAUUGUCAAGUAUUCCACAUUUGGAGAAAAUAAAUCUGAAAAACUCUCUGAACACAUAUUUCAAGAAUAAUUUUUAUGGGGAAAAUAUGACGCUCUGCAUGAGAGGUUCACAAUCCGUAAAUAUUCUUACGAAAUUAGCCAUUUCCAAGUUUGGUGAUAUAAGCCUUAAAAAUAACAUAAGAGGGAGCAACUUUUCGAUUAAGGCAGGGUCAUUUCGAAGAUCGCGAUCAUUUCGAAGAUCUCAGGACGUCUCUCGAAUUGGUUCCUGGAAUUUAGAAAACUCUAAAAUAUCAGACACCGUAUGGGAGGAGAAAUAUGGGAAUACUAGUUGUUUUGAAGAUGCUUCAAGAUAUAAUUCAAUAUUCAUCAAUUCAAGCAAAGCUCCAAUUAUGAGGUUUUUAUUUCCAGUCUCUGACAAAAAUACCAGAUUCACGAAGAAAGACAUUAAAAUAUACAGUCAUUUAUGGCGCGAACUCUUUGGUGAUGAGUCUCCAGGAUCUUUGAGCCAUUACCUAGUGUCAAAAGGCUGGGCUACCAGUUCUUUCGCCUUUACCUCAGAAUUUGCUGUCGGUAGUAUAGGAUUAGUGUUAGAGUUAGAACUUACAAAAUCCGGCUGGAAAAACGUGGAGAGCAUUGCAACCACGAUAUUUUCUGAGCUACUGCCUUCCUUUUGCGCAAAAAACGUUGACCAUUUAAUCAGUUUUUUAAGAGAACAGAAUUUAAUUGACAUAGCUCGUUUUUUGUAUCAGAAUUCAGAGGAUUUGCCUAUGGAAGAAUGUUCACAGUUAAGUGGCGUUCUCCAAGAAAAUUUAGAGUGCCUGACCCCCUGCAAUAUUUUUAAAGGUUUCAAAUCUCUCAUAGAAAUCAAUGAUCCUAACAUUGAAAAAUAUGAAGACAGUAAGCCCAACGUUCAAUGGUGGACAGGUCAGGCAAUUAAGUUUCAAAACUUCUUGAAAUCAUUUAUGAAUCAUGAGAAUACGCGACUUUUAUUGUUAGGAGAUAUAAAAUCUUGCAAUCUGUUUGAUAAAAUCGAAGAUAAGAGCGAAAUACACACUGAGUUUUUCUAUGAGUUUGAAUAUUAUAUGGGGAAAGUUCACUUGUCAGAAGAUCACGAUCCUCACUCACAAAGCGCAUAUGAAUUUAAUUUCCCGACAAAUAAUCCAUUUUUACCAGAUUUUGUUAAUGAUCCUUUAAGGCUGCAGCAGCUUUACUUAGAGUGUUCACUAAAAUCAAAAUUUGCUACGCUAAGGCCCCAAAUUCAAAGUGAACCCAUCAAAAUACUACCUCAGUUAGUCAGCAAAAAUUUGAAUUAUGAAAUGUGGGUCUUGAAAGAAGAUCCAAAUUUCACUUCAGACAAUGUAUCAGUAGUAUCUUUUGAAGUAAUAGGACUGGGCAUUAAACCUAGCCCAGAAGCGACGAUUCAUUUGGAAGUUUUGGCACAAAUAUUGUUUAUUACCACCUCUUCAGACCUCUAUCCAGCUCUAAGGGCUGGUUAUACUUACGAGAUCGCGUCCUCUAGUAAGGGCAAUGUCACACUCCGAUUUACCAUUUCUGGGUUUUCAGAGGGUGUUUUCAAGAUAACAAAAGCAUUCGUAGAUACGUUAAAACUAAUUGCAACAGAUCCCACGUUCCCUUCAAAAGACGCUUUGAGAAAAGCAAGAAUUCUGGUUAGAAGCAAAUACGAGAGUGCAUCAUCGGAUAACUGCGUGAAACUGGCUAGCAUUGGUUUGUUGAUCGUCUUGGAGGAAUACAUGUGGACCCUACAGGAUAGAAUUGAUGCAUUAGAGCUUACGGACAUGGAGUCUCUAAAAAAUUUUAGUUCUUCAUUUUGGAACAAUCCAAAACAGUUGGCCUUGCUCAUUCAAGGAAAUCUUGAAUAUGCAGACGAAAUCAACCACUACCUGAAUAAUAAUUUUACGCAGCACCUAAAAGUGUCCAAUGAAAGGAACAAGCCGACUAUACGCCUUUAUCCUUCGCCCAAUACUAAAGAUAUAGAUCCGGGCACAAAUGCCUUCAUAUCUUGCAACGGUCAUCAAGAUGACCCCAACAAUAGUCUUGCAUAUUUUAUUCAAACUGCACAAAGAGACGAUAUUGAAAACCUGACAUUAACGUUCCUCACGGAAUAUAUAUUUUCACUAACAUUAGUACCUGAUUUAAGGAAUAAGAAGCAAAUAGGGUACAUCGUCUUAAGCGGACUCAGAAUCUUGACAGACACCAUAGGAAUUCAUAUAACUGUGAUGUCUGGAAGCUCGGCGCAUAGCCUUGAAACUAAGAUCAAUGAGUACUUAUCUUAUUUGGAGCUCCAGGUCCUUAAUAAUUUCACCGAAUCCAGUUUUCGAAGGAUACUUCUGGAACCCUUCCUAGCCUUACUAGAGAAGAACAAUUUCAACAAACUUAAAACACUGUCCGGUCCUGCAAACCUUUUAAAUGAAAUAGUGGCCAAUGUUCAAAAUGGCGACAAUUAUAUUCUCAAUAAUAGGCAAAUGAAACAUCACCGAAAAGUAAGAAAUAGCAUUAGCGAGAAACGACUCCAUUUCCAAGAGGAUAAUGAAAUGGUUGACAUCCUAUUCUUGCAAAAAUUAACUUUAAAAGAAUAUUUGGAAUUUUUCAGAUCAAAAAUUUCUAUAUAUUCCAGGCAAAGGAGUAAGCUAUCAAUAAUGAUUACGAGCCCAAUGGCAGAGGAAGAGAUUGCAAGUAGAAAAAUGUUUCUGCAAUUAGAAGCCUUUCUGAAAAUGAAAGGGUUUGCGAUAAAAAGUAGAGACUUGGAAAAAAUUGUUGAGGACUCAAAAGGUAGUCCUGUUCUUCUUCUCAAGAACCUUUUCACUUUUUUUCGUAAAAGAAGUGAAGCUUUUAAACUUGGUACUGUUGUAUUGAAGGAGAUAUCGAAGAUCAUCGCCAUUAAUUUCAAGCAGACGUACGGCUCUGUACUAGGCUUUUCUUCUCAAGACAACGAACUGCAAGGCAUAGACAAGUACUGGAAUGCAGAUGUAGAACCGAUUGUUCCUCUUCGAGAGCUUCCUUGCCCAAACGUUUUCCGGAAAUACGCAUUUUAA
Molecule: messenger RNA, 3627 nt
Organism: Saccharomyces eubayanus
Lineage: Eukaryota; Fungi; Ascomycota; Saccharomycetes; Saccharomycetales; Saccharomycetaceae
Gene: AXL1
Product: Axl1p
Exons: 1
Coding region: 1-3627 (1208 amino acids)
Biological process (GO): peptide catabolic process
Cellular component (GO): mitochondrion; cytosol
Molecular function (GO): metal ion binding; metalloendopeptidase activity
Source: RefSeq, a predicted model, not a curated record